Messenger RNA from Octopus sinensis (East Asian common octopus), 1053 nucleotides. Its product is annotated as EH domain-containing protein 2-like. The transcript is spliced from 2 exons. The coding region runs from base 1 to 1053 and encodes 350 amino acids. NCBI's taxonomy places the organism in Eukaryota, Metazoa, Mollusca, Cephalopoda, Octopoda, Octopodidae. Gene Ontology annotation, molecular function: protein binding. The record is from RefSeq and is a predicted model, not a curated record.
AUGCACUGUAUGGGAACUAUCAGUUCAACACAUCUUGAACAAAAACCUUCAGUCCUCUUCAUGGGUUCCUACUCUUCUGGAAAGACAUCUGCAAUAAAAUACUUACUUCAAAUUGAUAUUGCCGAACUUCGAGUUGGUCCCGAACCAACAACAGAUAUAUUCCAUGUUCUGACAUAUGGAGAGAAACAAGUCACUGUUGGCGGAAUAAUUCUGAUGAAUGAUCCACAUUUUGGCUUCCAGAAUUUUUUUCCUCAUAAUAAAGAUAUUGCCCGCCAAUUUCAGUUGACGCGGAUCAACAAUAUGUGUCUGAAAGCCAUGGACAUAAUCGACAGUCCCGGAUUUCUUAGUGGGGACAACAUGGAUGUACAUCGAGGAUACGAUCUCCCAGGAGUAUUAACAGAGUUGGCCACGAGAACAACCAGGAUUUAUAUGAUGAUGGACGUUUUCAAAGUCGAUUUCUCCUCUGAAUGUAAAGAUACGUUAAGACAAAUGAGACCUAUGCUGGGGAAGAUGAGAUUAAUUUUCAAUAAGGCAGACUAUAUUGAUGAAGUAAAUUUGAUGCGCCUUUAUGGAGCUUUCAUAAAAAGUAUUGACGCGGUCAAAUUUCUAUUAAAAAAUGUUGUUCCAAACGUAUUGGGGAAACUCAACGCCAUUCUCAACGAGUUUGAUCAAGAUAAAAUAGAAGGUGGGGUUUUUGGAAUUGUUAAUGCUUCAAACAAACUGAUUGAGAAAGAAGUGGAAAAUAGUCUGUGUAUUACAGCAGAACAUAUUGAAAAAGCAGACAAAAUCUUCGCUACAUUCCAGAUAGUGGAUGGAAGAGCUGAUUCAGCACAAAUCAAGCCGAUUAUGAUGGAAUCUAAACUGCCUUAUGAGUCAUUGGCGAAGAUUUGGGAGCUUUCUUGCAAUACGUUCGACGGGAAAAUGGAUAUUUUUGAAUGGAGAAUAGCCAGUUUCCUUAUUUCCCAUUUGACGAAUGGAAAUGUUCUUCCGGUUACACUACCAGUGAAUCUAAGAGCAUCUUCAAUGCGUUCUGAAGCAGAUUCGGAAAAUUAA